This is a messenger RNA of Camelina sativa (false flax), 3300 nucleotides long. Its product is annotated as BTB/POZ domain-containing protein At1g04390. Lineage: Eukaryota; Viridiplantae; Streptophyta; Magnoliopsida; Brassicales; Brassicaceae. The record is from RefSeq and is a predicted model, not a curated record. Gene Ontology annotation, molecular function: protein binding.
AAUAUCAGCCAAAACGAGAACACCGGCGACAGAUAUGGCGUCGUCAAAGGGAGGAAACAGCACCGGGCACAUCAAUACUCUUCACCAGCGUCUUUACCACGCUCUCAAUCUCGGCUUCAGGGUAUGUGAUGAGAAGGGGAAGAAGUGGAAGUGUACUGAUAUCGAGAUACAGAGACAUGUCGUGAAGUCAAUUUCAGCUUUCCUUGAUUGUUUUUCUCGAGCAACAUCUAACAAUCGUCUUAAGGAGUCCAUUUCUGAUAUAGCAGGGGCGUUGGUGUUUAUUCUUGGGUGUAAGAACAGAGCAGUGGUGGGUUUAGCAGCCAAUGUAGUUAUUAGGUUGAUUCGUAUUGUUCCUCCUUCUAUCUUGCAAUCAUAUUCUUUGGAUCUCGUUGAGUCUUUGUCACCUCUCUUACGUUGUCAACAACUUGAAGUUUGCCUUCCCUGUGCUGUUGCUUUGAAUGCUAUUCUUAUUAACCUACGAGAGACCAAGGAGAAGGAAGUGUGGAAGAUUUUUGAAGGCGCGGAAACUGUGGUUUCCGUUGUUGCUAAUCUUCAGAACUUUUCUGAAGGGAGUAUGUCAGUGGAGUGGUUUCAAGAGAUGGCUUCGCUUUUGAGUACGAUAAUGUUGAAGUGGCCUCAGUCUAGGUAUUCUGUUUGGCACAACCCUGCUUUGAUGAGUGUUUUGGAGAGUGUUAGUCAGAAGCCUGAUUUGGGUUUGAGAGUUGCAACUUUGAAGCUGUAUUCUUCUCUAGCUCUUUGUGGCCAUGGCGCUAAUGAACUUAUAGACAACGGAAAGCCUAUGUUAGAUCUGAUGAUUAGCUGCAUGGAGGAAUCAAGCCCUCAAAAUGCUCGAAUUGAAGGGUUUAAGCUAGCACAAAGGCUUGCGACAGGUAACCAAGAGUGCUUGAAGAUGAUAGACAUAUGUUCUGAGUCCCUAGUAAAGGCUACCGUUCAGACUAUGGGUAAGUGGUCCUUGAGCUCAGGAAAGCUUUCUUAUGACCAGAAGUCUUUGCUUGUGGAGGCUUGUAAGCUGGCUCUAAUCACUCGUUGGGAAGGAAAACAUCAUUUUUAUUUCUGGAAGUAUCGGAUCUCUGAAGCGCUUCUUAGUCUUGUUGUGGAGAAUUUUCGUAGUCAAUCCUUGGAUGGUAGUGUGUCUCUGGAAGAAGAAAUUUCACUUGCUGAGAAGGUACUGAAUGCGAAAUUUCUACCUAGUCUGAGGUCAUAUGUUUGGGAUAUAAUUGGAUUCUUGGCAGCUCACUGUCAGGAAGAGUUCGAUUCCAUUUUGCAUGAGGAUGAACUCUGCCUCAACUUUCUUAUCACAUGUGCAUGCUUGACUCUUUCAAGGUCAGUUCAGAAAGGCUAUCAAAUAUGUCAAACUGAUAUUAUCAGCGCCUCCCAUAGCGAGUCAGCAUCAAGAGCAGUGCUAAUGAUGAUAAAUUCCCCCUCCAAAUACAUAUCAUCGAGGGCCAGAGUUACCUUGUCAUUUAUCCUAGAGGAAGGUGGUAAGGAAAAUUUGAAUUACCUUAUGAAGUUCAUGGGUUAUAUUCCAUCCUCUGGAGGUUACAUACUGCCAAAUAUACUCCAAACGACCGUCUGUUUGGUGGGCUAUGCAUGCUAUUCAUCGAUCCCUCAAUAUGCGAGUUUCAUUUUAAGAAACCAGGGUUUGGAGAUACUAUUAUCUUUCUGUAGCUGGUAUCAACGGAAUUGGGAAAAUGUUGGAGCAUCAAGUUUUGCGCCUUCUCCCCAGAGCACCUCUGAAAAGAGGAUAUGUUGCUGGGUAUGUACGGAAGAUUGGGAAAACAAGGAUGCUUUUCUUCUAUACGCUCUCUUGGCUUUGACCGAGUUGGUGAAUCAUUCAUUCUCUGGACAGUAUCACGCUGAAGAUCUUUCAAUGAAGAGUGAAAAUUUAAAAGAUCGGUUAUGCACAACACUCAAGGAAAUCCGAGAUGGAGAUUAUGGCUCUGGUCCAAAGUGGUAUGCUGCACACAUCCUAAGCUAUCUUGGAUACUUUGGCUUCCAACAUAACUUGGGGAAAAGACUCAUGGGAGCUUAUGAAGAUGAGGAAUGUAGCGAUAUGCGACUCCUUUUUGCUAGUGGGAAUAGUGUGAGUGUACACAAAGUUAUUAUCGCUGUCAGGUGUCCAAUGUUGCUGCCUCCCAAGGAAAGAGCUCACAAUGGCUCGACUAUAUUAACUGAGAAAUCUCAGAGAACCGUUCAAGAAAUCCGCAUGUCUGUCAAUGUGGAUACUUUGGCGCUUGUUAAACUAUUGGAAUUUGCUUACUCUGGGUAUGUGGAAGUAGAAAGCACGUUGCUGAAAAAGCUGAAAACUUUGGUUAGACAUUGUAAGGCGAAGGUUCUGCUGCAGAUGCUUUGCAGAAGAAGACCCAAGUGGGGAUCUUUAAUACCCGGAAUUGAUAUAACCCUUGCACUCGCUCCUAAACUCAUCCAUUUCUCAGAUGUGAUAUUAGUACCUAAAGAAACAAACGUGGCUGGCUUCAACUGCCGUAUGUGCUCCUCAACAUCUCCUCAUGCCCACUCUCACCGAGUUAUACUGUCGUCAGGCUGUGAAUACCUACGUGCCUUGUUCCGGUCCGGGAUGCAGGAGAGCCAUACGGAUAGACUAAACGUUCCUGUGAGCUGGUUGGGGUUAACAAAGCUCGUGAGUUGGUUCUACUCUGAUGAGUUGCCAAACCCUCCUUCGGGUUGCAAGUGGAACAACAUGGACAACGAGGCAAAACUGGAUGAGCUUCAAGCUUAUGUGGAGAUAUACUCGCUUUCUGAAUGGUGGAUUAUGGAAGAUCUUCAAAACGAUUGUGCUCACGUGAUUCUCUCUUGCUUGGAAUCCGCUAGAGAGUUAUCUAUCAAAACAAUCGAAUUAGCUGCAAGUUUCUCGAUGUGGAAACUGGUGGAAGCGGCUGCUAAUCAUGCAGCUCCUAUUUAUCAUCAGCUUCGUGACUCAGGUGAGCUCGAUGAGCUCGACGACGAGCUGGUUAACUUGAUUCGAACAGCUGCUGUUCAGUUUUCUCAACAGGGUAGUUAAAUCAAUAGAAACAAAAAGCUGGAACUGAGAGUCUUUUUGGUCCUGUCUGAUAUCCUUGCAUCAUCGACCAUGUAAAGGAUCCGGGAUGGUAUAGUUAUAAUGAUUUUUUAGAUAUGGAGCAAUAUGUUGUGGGAGAAUGGGACUUUGUCAAAGAAGUUUCUAUUCUAUAGUAGAUUAAAAAAAACAAGACAUCGAAAUUUUUGUAAGCUAAACAAGGUAAUGUACAAAGUAUAAGCUAUAGAUGGUUAAUGUUUGAACCA